CUCAAUAAGUAGGUUAGUGGUCCGCUAGUUAUUACACAGAGGAAAGUAGGUCAAAGCGAAAAUAUAUAAUACUGCACAGUGGCGUCCGCAUUCGCUUGGUCAUUCGUGUGCUUUUCUGCCUUCAUGUCCAGUGCUUGUUUGUGUGUUUCAGCUUUCAACAGAAGCCAGAGCUGUGAGGAGACGGCUGCUCUCUGAGAAGAAUUUUGGCCGACAGCCUCAGGAGAUGGUGAAGUGAGAGUGGACCUUGACAACCUCUGUGAUGAUCUGAUGGCAGACCAAAGAAUGGACAUCUCCUCCACGAUGAAUGAGUUCAUGUCCCCCAGUUCCGCAGACCUGAUCUGCAGCUCCAUGGGUUUAGACUACAACCGCAAGAGGAAAAGCAGCUCCUCCGACUAUCAAAUCGAUGGAUUUUCUUUUGAAUCUGAAGCUUCAUGGAUGAGGUUCCUCAUCCCAAACUCACAGCUCUCACAAUCUCCUGAGAUUGAAUGGGACAGUAUGGACACAGAUAUGGAAAAACUUGGAAGUGACUGUGUCGAUCACCAGGGUCGGAUUAAGAAUGCAAGGGAAGCUCACAGUCAGAUAGAGAAGAGACGGAGAGAUAAGAUGAACAACUUCAUCGAUGAACUGGCUUCAUUAGUGCCUACCUGCAACGCCAUGUCUCGGAAACUGGACAAACUCACUGUGCUGCGCAUGGCCGUCCAACAUAUGAAAACACUACGAGGUGCAUCAAACCCUUAUACUGAAGCUAACUAUAAGCCCGCCUUCUUAUCAGACGAUGAACUAAAGCACUUAAUAUUAAAGGCAGCUGAUGGUUUUCUUUUCGUGGUCGGCUGCGAUCGUGGAAAAAUUCUGUUUGUGUCCGAGUCUGUCCACAAAAUUCUGAAUUACAGCCAGAAUGAUCUGAUUGGCCAGAGUUUGUUUGACUAUUUGCAUCCUAAAGACAUAGCAAAAGUGAAGGAGCAGCUCUCCUCGUCUGACACAGCACCGCGGGAGAGACUCAUCGAUGCAAAGACCGGGCUGCCAGUUCGGACGGACAUCACACCCGGUCCCUCCAGACUGCGCUCAGGUGCCCGCCGCUCCUUCUUCUGCAGGAUGAAGUGCAACAGGUCGCUGGUCAAAAUGGAGGACAAAGACUUUGCCUCCACAUGCUCCAAAAAGAAAGCCGAUCGCAAAAGCUUCUGCACCAUCCACAGCACUGGCUAUCUAAAGAGCUGGCCGCCCACUAAAAUUGGCUUAGAUGAAGACAACGAGCCUGAUAAUGAAGGCUGUAAUCUCAGCUGCCUGGUGGCCAUCGGCCGUUUGCAUCCUCACAUUGUCCCUCAGCCCAUGAACGGAGACGUCCGGGUGAAGCCCACUGAGUACAUCUCACGUCACGCCAUUGAUGGGAAGUUUGUCUUUGUGGACCAAAGGGCUACGGCUAUUCUUGCUUAUCUGCCUCAGGAGCUGCUGGGCACAUCGUUCUACGAGUAUUUUCAUCAGGAUGAUAUUGGACAUCUUGCUGAAUGUCAUAGACAGGUAUUACAGAUGAGAGAGAAGAUCAAAACUAACUGUUACAAGUUCAAGAUUAAAGAUGGAUCUUUCAUAACUUUAAGAAGCCGUUGGUUCAGUUUCAUGAACCCUUGGACCAAAGAAGUCGAAUACAUUGUUUCGACUAAUACGGUUGUUUCGAGCAGUUCUCCCGAUGGGUCGGAUCCUGCAUAUCCUCAGCUCACUGCCUCCCCCCAGAGUAUGGACAGUGUCCUUACAGCCGGUGACAGCUCAGGGAAGCGUGCGCUUCAGACUGUGCCCGGGAUCCCUGGAGGCACGAGACCUGGGGCAGGAAAGAUCGGCCGCAUGAUUGCUGAGGAGGUGAUGGAGAUCCAAAGGAUAAGAGGCUCCUCCCCGUCUAGUUGUGGCUCAAGCCCUCUAAAUAUAACCAACGGCACACCCCCUCCUGACACAUCCUCACCUGGAGGCAGAAAGAUUUCCAAUGGUGGGACUCCAGACAUUUCUUCUGCAGGGAUGGUGUCAGGACAGGAUGCUAUAGGAUACCCUUACUCCAACAGCUCUAUUCUAAGUGAUAAUUCACACAUCGGUAUUGGUGACAUCAUGGAUGAGCCUGGCUCCAGCAGCCCCAGCGGUGAUGAGGCUGCCAUGGCGAUCAUCAUGAGCCUUCUGGAAGCGGAUGCUGGUCUGGGAGGUCCAGUGGACUUCAGUGACUUACCCUGGCCACUGUAAGAGCCCUGGAAGACUUUUUCUUCUAUAUGUACAACCUGUCACACUGUCAUCACAAGGUGCAGUGAAAUUCAACAAUCGAUGAAUCGUCAUGGUCUGAUCAUUUUGGUCCUAACCAGCCGAGACUGAUAAGCUACGAGUUACAUUUCUCUUGGUCAGAAAUGCUUUUGCUUUGGCAGUAUUUUAGUUUUACUGAGGACUGAAAAAGUAUCUGGCCUGGCCUGACUGGGACACGUGAAGUGUGCAAAACAACCAUAACACGCCAGUACUGCUUUGAAAAUGUUUUCAUUUUCUUCACAAACAAAAGCAAAACCAUAUACAUUUUUUUCCUGAAUGACGUUUUUAUAGCCAUCUCUAUGAAUUUUUGUUCUUGUUUUCAGCACAUAUUCUUAUAAAAAGUGUAUCAUACUGUAGAUCUGUUUAUUGUAACAAAUAUGACUUCUUUUAUCUGAAUGUAUAUGGUUUAAAUAGACUGAAAAGUG
Molecule: messenger RNA, 2696 nt
Organism: Triplophysa rosa
Lineage: Eukaryota; Metazoa; Chordata; Actinopteri; Cypriniformes; Nemacheilidae
Gene: bmal1b
Product: basic helix-loop-helix ARNT like 1b
Exons: 21
Coding region: 268-2217 (649 amino acids)
Biological process (GO): circadian rhythm; regulation of transcription by RNA polymerase II
Cellular component (GO): nucleus; transcription regulator complex; cytoplasm
Molecular function (GO): DNA-binding transcription factor activity, RNA polymerase II-specific; RNA polymerase II cis-regulatory region sequence-specific DNA binding; protein dimerization activity
Source: RefSeq, a predicted model, not a curated record